Messenger RNA from Arabidopsis thaliana (thale cress), 1303 nucleotides. RefSeq names its product Protein with RING/U-box and TRAF-like domain. Bases 80 to 1129 code for a protein of 349 amino acids. The record is from RefSeq and is marked reviewed. NCBI's taxonomy places the organism in Eukaryota, Viridiplantae, Streptophyta, Magnoliopsida, Brassicales, Brassicaceae. Gene Ontology annotation, biological process: protein ubiquitination. The transcript has 2 exons. Gene Ontology annotation, molecular function: ubiquitin protein ligase activity; zinc ion binding.
AUCGGUUUGGUUUGAUUUGUAUCCCGACCUAAAUCUGGAUCAAAAUUAAAUUAUCCUCUUUGAAAAUUAGAUCUGACUUAUGGCGAGAUUCUCAGUUUGCGGAGGAGACGACGGAGAAGGACCAAGUAACAACAAUCACCAAUCCCGGAAAAGGCAACGACUUCCUUCAAUCGAUGAAAAUGAAGAAGACGCCGAGACCUCCGACGCCGGAAGUUCCGGUGAAGAAGACGAAGACGAAACUCAGAAUCAAGGAAUGAGACCAGAAUCUGAGGAUCGAGGAUCAACGAGCGAUGAUAGCGAUCGUGAAGUUGUGAUUGAGGAGAGACGAUUUGGUAAAUUUGUAAAUAGUCAGAGUUCUUCUUCUAGCAAAGAUUCGCCUCUUUCUGUAACGUUAUUGGAUCCAGAUGUUCUUGAUUGUCCUAUUUGUUGCGAGCCAUUGAAGAUUCCUAUCUUUCAGUGUGAUAAUGGUCAUCUGGCUUGUACUUUGUGCUGCACCAAAGUGAGGAACAGAUGCCCGUCGUGUACAUUACCGAUAGGUUAUGUUCGUUGCAGAGCUAUGGAGAAGGUUAUAGAAGCAUCUAGAGUCUCGUGUCUAAAUGCCAAAUACGGGUGCAAGGAGAGUACCUCCUAUGGAAACCGUUUUAGUCAUGAGCAGGUAUGUGUUUUCACCCCUUGUUCUUGCCCCAUACUUGACUGCCACUACACUGGGUAUUACAAGGAUCUCAACAAUCACGUCCGUGCUGAACACAAAGAUGAUCUGAUCUCGUUCGUGUGGAAUACUCGUUUAACCAUUAGCUUGGACCUCAAUAAGAAGACCACAAUUCUUCAGGAAGAAAACGAUGGGCAUGUGAUUGUAGUCCAAGUUUUCAGGGCUUUGCAUGCUGUGUAUGUCAGUGUGAGCUGUAUUGCACCUUUGACACCGGGAGUGGGUAGGUUAUCAUGCCGUCUUGCGAAGAUAACCGUUGAUAGCUUACUGAAGCAAGGAUUUAUGGUGAAGAACAUACAAAAAGUGACGAAUGAACAUCCCGAAGAUGGUUUCAUGUUGAUUCCUUCCUAUUUGUUCUCUGGUAAUGACAACUUGAAUCUGCAGAUUUGGAUCGGCCAUGGCCGGAUCUUUGUUCAUUCGUGAUUAUGUAAAGAACUAAAGUUGAAUCAAAAGCUUGUCAUGAACAAGUUUAGGUGUAUAUGAAAUGUGCAUGUUUUUAAGAUCUGGUGAGUUGCAUGAUUUAGUUUGAGAAUCUUACCUUUGUGGCCAUUAUUCUAGUUAUUAAUCCCCGUACAUAGGUCAUUAUAUUUAUUCUCC